This is a messenger RNA of Aaosphaeria arxii CBS 175.79, 1584 nucleotides long. RefSeq names its product general substrate transporter. Lineage: Eukaryota; Fungi; Ascomycota; Dothideomycetes; Pleosporales. The transcript is spliced from 3 exons. Gene Ontology annotation, cellular component: membrane. The record is from RefSeq and is a predicted model, not a curated record. Bases 1 to 1584 code for a protein of 527 amino acids. Gene Ontology annotation, molecular function: carbohydrate:proton symporter activity. Gene Ontology annotation, biological process: transmembrane transport; carbohydrate transport.
AUGGGUCUGAAAGAGAUCUUCACCGAGUCCACCGUGGCUCGGUAUGCCCGUGACAUCAGGGCUGCUCCUCGGCAGACCAUUCUUAGUCGUCAGAUGCUCCUCUCUGCGGCCUUGUAUGCCAUGGCUGGUGUUCCUAUCACCUGGGACCAAGGCUCUUCGUCUGUCUUGACCAACUUGCCCGGUUUCCAGGAGCACUUUAAGCUCAGCACUGGCAGGGACGCGAAGUUGAUUCGUAACUUUGUCUCCCUGGUUUAUAUCGGAUGUGGUGUUGGCGCCGGCCUCUCCUUCUUCAUCAACGAUCGUAUCGGGCGUCUCUGGUCUUUCCGACUCUACAUGUGCAUCUGGAUUGUGGGCCAACUCAUCGCUACUUUCGCGCCUGACCUGAACGCUCUGUACGCCGCGCGCAUUGUCUGCGGCCUGGGAAUUGGUCCCCUAACGGUCGUGGGCACAAUGUCCAUCGUUGAGAUCGCGCCUACUGCUAUGCGGGGCUUGCUUGCAUCGUGGUUCAGUGUAGUUAUGCUCCUCUCUCUCUUCAUUUCGACCUUUACGGUAUAUGGUGCCUACACAAACAUGGAGCCUAGCAGAUUGCAGUACCAGGUCGUCUGGUUCUCUCCCUGCGUCUUCGUUUUCCUGUGCAUCAUCUGCAGCUUCUUCCUUUGCGAGUCGCCUAGGUGGCUGUUCUUGGUCGACCGUCAUGAAGAAGGCAUUGCAACGAUCGUGGCACUCCGUGGUCUGCCUGAGAACCAUCCUGCCGUUGCCGCUGAAAUUCAGGGAAUCCGAGACUCUAUCGCCGAAGAAAAGGGUAGCUUCAACGACAACACGCAUAACACCGCUAUGGGCUCUAUUCUCAAGGAAGCCUUCACAGUUCCUGCCAAUCUGCGUCGCAUUCAGCAGUCGCUUAUCUCGUAUGCGCUUGCGCAGCUCUCCGGCGCCAACUCUGUCACCUCUUACCUCGUCCCUAUUCUCACUCUCAUGGGUGUUGGCGGCGAUACCUCACGAAGCCUUUUCCUGAGCGGCAUGUACAGCAUGGCCAAGUUCUUUUUCUGUUUGAUUGCAUCCUUCUUCUUCAUUGAUGCUCUAGGACGCCGCAAAUCUCUCUUUGUUGGCAUUAUUACUCAAAUGAUCUCCGAUAUCUAUCUCGGCAUUUACAUCAAGUAUAAGCAACAACAAGACGUCGCGAAUGGUGCAUCUCAGGCCGCUAUUGCUGCCAUUUUCAUCCAUGGUUUUGGAUACGCAGUUGGCCUCCUAAUCCUGCCAUACGUCUUUGGUGGGGAGCUGUGGCCCAACCGUCUGAGGUCCUUCGGUAGUGCCUUGUCGCAAUGCUUCCAUUGGUUGUUCUACUACGGACUAAAUGCCGCAAUGCCCAGCAUCCUUUCAUCGAUGAACAACUGGGGCGCUUUCAUUUUCUUCGCUGGCUGGUGUUUCGUUGCUCUUCUUUAUGUCUUCUUCAUGGUCCCUGAGAUUGCCGGACUCAGCAUGGAGGAGAUGGACGAGAUCUUCAAGGGAUCCUGGUUCAAUGCCUGGAGGUCUAAGCCACAGAGGCAGGAAGAAAUCCUUGCAGAAGCAGUGGGCUCCAUCUCGUAA